Molecule: messenger RNA, 1036 nt
Organism: Hipposideros armiger (great roundleaf bat)
Lineage: Eukaryota; Metazoa; Chordata; Mammalia; Chiroptera; Hipposideridae
Exons: 4
Coding region: 1-1032 (343 amino acids)
Source: RefSeq, a predicted model, not a curated record
AUGAUCCAGGACAUCGUACAGCGUCGCUCAGACCCAGCCGGCCGGAGCGCGCACACCGGGGCUCCGGCACGUGGGCGCGCGGGAGGCGGCGGCUGCUGCUGCCGCUGCCAGAGCCCAAGCCCGAGCCGGCGAGAUUGCCCUCCAUGCUGCAGGCUCUGCGGCCGCCUUCCGCUCAGCCUCUGGCCCAAGCCCAGACGGGCUAGCCGGCGAAGCAGCAGAGGGGAGGAGGAUACGGCCAGGAGGAGGGGCGCGGCGGGCCGGGACGAUCCGGGUUCUGAGCUAGGGGCGCCGGCAGCCGGGAGGAGGCUGCCGGCUCUCUCGCUUAGUCUCUGUUCCUGCCGCUGCCAGGGGUUCCAGGCUGUGCGAUGCCGCUGCGCUCCUUGUAAGCGGCGGGCAGUGGAGGCUUCCCGUAGCCGCUUGGCCCACGCUGGCCCCCAUUCCACGGGCAAGUCCCUUGCCUGUUCCUACGCACCCGGCCGCAGGAGCCCAAGCGAACACGAAGUCCGAAGUCCGCCCCCAGCACCGCCGCCAACUUCCCUGGGAGCCCCUCUCCCCGCAGCAGCCUGUGCCAGCCCUGGGAGCCAUGCGCCCCCACCCGGGCGGCGCGUCCUCUGCCAACUCGCCACCCAUGGGAUCGACUGCCCUCGGCUGCCCCGCUUGGAGCGCGUAGCCUUCACCGCGUGGCAGGGGAGAGGAGCAAGACACCCAAGGCGUUUCGCAGAUCCCGCACGUGCGCGUGUCAGUCUGCUGGGGUCCCCUUCGGGGGCGGCGUCAAUACCCAAGGGAAAGAAAGUAGGCUCGGCAGAUUUUCUCCGUCAUCUUGUUGGGAAGAUCAGUGUCCCCCGGCUGCUCCUGGCUGUGAGGAAGACUGAGGCAAAACGUGGAAGAAACCGCCGUCCCCUGCAACUUGGAGAGGGCUGUACUGGGCCCCGUGUGGCGGUUAAGAAAACUCUCUCUUUGGUGGGGGCAGGAGGAGAUUAUCUCAACCCCAAUGUUGCCCUGAAAUCUGUGUUCAAGAUUCAAGAAGACUAGGACU